GUAAUUAAAUUGUGAUAAACUUAAUAAAUUUAAAAACAAUAUCGAAAACUAAAAAGCAAAAAAAAAAAAUACAAAAAUUUUACAAGAGCACCUUAUAAAACAGAAGUGUUUUUGGAUGAUUACAAAAAGAAAAGAAAAGAAAAAUAUUUUUUAUAACCUAUUCCAAAAAGAACAACGUAAAACAAUAAAUUCUUCAAGAAUAAAAAUAUUUUCUAAUUAAAUUAUAGGGGCUGAAUAUUUAAUUUUACAUAAUUAGCAUAAAACUGUAAAAGUUUUGAGAAUUUCGUGCAGGCAACACGAGCUAAAAAACCUUGGUGCUUAAAUUACGACAUGAAUAAAUUGGUUCUUCUACUUCUGAAACGAAACAUAAUUAUAAAAGAUUACAAAACGUAGAUGAUGUAAAAACUAAAGAAGAUCUAUGUAAAUCUUGUAAAUCACCAUCUAAUUUUUCUGAGUAUUGUGGGAAAACUAUGCUAGUCGCUGACUCUGGUCAUCAUACAAAACCAACAAAUUAUCCAAUAGCAAUUCAUUCAAGAAAAUGUUCCUCGUCAAGUAUAAUAUCGCUGUCGCCUUCACAAUCAUCAAUAUUAUCAGUGAAAAAAUCAAGUGCAAUAUCAUUGAAUAAUUCUUUAAAAAAGCUACCACCAAUUUCUUCCUUCUUUAAUAAAAAUUUAUUGCAAAAAGACUCUCUAUUAGAAUCGAAAGCAAUAAAUACGACUGUAUCAUCAUCAUUAUUGUCAGCAACGAAAUCUAUAACUGAUCCUAAAAAUGAAGAUAAAAAUUCAUCAUUACAGAAAGUGGUGACAAAUAAUUCAACUACAUUAAUAAUUCCUUCAUUUCGAAGUCAGCAUCAUGAAGAAUUUGCUGGUGAAUGUUCUACAUCUUCUAACAAUAAACAAAAAUCAACUGAGAUAUUACGGCGAUUAACACAAACAAAUACUAUACCUCCAACAAUAUCUCACCGUAUUCCAAAUAGUGACUCAACAUCUAAUGACAGUUUGAAUUUGGAAAUGUGCUAUUUUAAGCCAAUAAAACCGGUGCCAAUAACUCCAAAAAAGGGAAAUCUUGUCAUAAAAAGGCCAUUACCAAAACGUAUUAAACCCAAACGAAGAAAAUGUGAUGUAUUUAUAGGUCCAAAAAAAGGGCAAAUGCCCAUUCUGUUCUCAACUCUAACGGCAUUUAAAAGAUGUUCUGCAUUUUACUCAAAUAAUGAAACAACUGCACUUCAAUCGUCAAGUGUAAUUCCAGAACUAGAUCUGUAUCCUUUGGUUGAGAAUACAAACAAUAGCAAAAACAAAAUUAAAGACAAGCAAACAAAUAAUUUAAACCAAAAAGCCACUAAAGAAUAUAAGAACGCAUUUUAUUUAAAAAAAUGUCAGGUUGUUGUUAAACGUGAAUUUGGAAUUUGUUUUAAAAGUAAAUUAAAAGCGAAAUCUAAAAAUCGGUUAACUAAAAUAACUAAAAGAAAAGGUAAUUUAAAAAACUUUAAAACAAAUGUUCAUGGUUUUAGAGGUUUCAAAUCAGAUUUGGAUAAAACACACGCAGAUACGAUUAACAAUGAAGAAGUUUUUAAUCUUAGAAAUAAUAAGCGCUUUAAAGGAAAUAAAAAUUUGUCUAACAAAAUUGAUGAAGCUAUCGUAGUUAAUGAAGAAGAAAUUACAAACACUAGAAGAAAACUAAGAUCUAGAGAUACUAGCGUUACAAAAAGUAACUACAGACUAAGCACUGAUAACUUUGAAUCACAAAAUUCUAGUAAAAGUGAAAUUAAAUUUACACCUAAAGGGAAUAAAACAAAAGCUGCGAAAAAAGGAAAUAUUAUUAAAACUUCAAAGAAAAAUUUAAUUCCAAAUGAAUCUGAAUAUUUCAGUGAUAUUGAUGUUUCAGAAAAAAAUAAACCAAAGUCAACAAGAGCUUCAAGAUCAAAAAAAGUUAACUCUCAAACAAAUUCGAAAUUGAAUUCUUUACGUUUUAAAAGAAUAAAUAGUUUAGCUCUGGAUAAAAUUGUUGAUUGUUUUAAUGUUCAAAAUAAAAACUUGGAUGAAACUGGUUUGGAAGAAAAUAAUUUGGGAUGUUUUAAAGAAUCAACUAAAGUUCUUAGAGCAAAAAGAAAAUGUAAUGAGAAUGCUAUAACAGAGGCCAAUUCAAGUAUUUCGAAUGAAAAUAAAAGCAAACGUGGUGGUAAAAACGAAGAUACCUUAGAAGAAAACAAAUUGGAAAGUGAUAUUAAUAUUACUAAAAAAUUUAAAAUUGAGGCAAGUAAUGAAACAAACUUACAACGAACUACACGAUCUAAAGAAAAAGAUGAAUUAUUAAAAUCUGAUUAUGAAUUUGCACUUAAACUUCAAAUGGAAUUCGAAGCAGAAAUUUUUCCAAUUGAACCGGUAGCAAAUCGUACAAGAAAUACAAUUAGCAGAAUGAAUUUAACAUGUAAUGAAAGUGAUAAUUCAUCAUCAAUACCGGAAAUGACUUCAAAACAAAUUAAUUCGAAUUAUAAUGACAGAGAUAAUCAACAAAGUUUACAAACAAAAUCUAAUUAUGCGAGCACUAGUAUUAAUAGAAAUUCAAAUGAUUUAAAUCUUGAAAAAAUGGAAAAUAAUUAUAAAAUUGAUGAUAAAGCAAAUGUAAAUUUAAAAAGAAAUUUGAAACUUAGUAAGACUGGUAAAAGAAAUUUGAAGGAAAGCAAAUCAAAAUCUGCAAAAAGAUUUUUCGUUCCUUUGAAAGGUUAAGUUAUCGUAAAAUUGAUAUAAUAUGAUAAUGACAUAAAUUAUUGUAUAAUUUAUUAUAAUUAUCCUUUAUUUUUUGUUUAAGUUUGGUUAUUUUAACACAAAAUAUGAAUUUUAUAGAUUUUGUUUUUAUUAUAAUUUUCUAUUAAUAUUAAAUUAUUAUUUGUAGUUCGAAAAUAGUUUUUACUUUGUAUUUUUUAUGUACAAAUUUCAAUAAGUAGACACGUAUAUAUAUUUUACUAAUAAUUUAAAUUAAGUGGAUAGUCGUAUUUUUUUUAGGCUGAAUAAAAAUUAUAUUGUAUGAAUAAUGAAAUUUUGGACAAUUUUAGAAAUUAAAAUUGUAAUUAAGAAUAUUAUAUAAUUAGAGUGAUUAAAAUAUUAUAAUGAAAAGGAUUAAUGUUUUUUAGUAA
Molecule: messenger RNA, 3133 nt
Organism: Condylostylus longicornis
Lineage: Eukaryota; Metazoa; Arthropoda; Insecta; Diptera; Dolichopodidae
Exons: 6
Coding region: 471-2726 (751 amino acids)
Source: RefSeq, a predicted model, not a curated record